AUGGUGGAUACUGAAUACUGUAUUUGUGUCCAUUACCCGAACAUAGCAGAGAGAGGCACCUGGACAAAUUCAACAUGUACGAAAAUAUGUAUGGGAAGAUUUGUUCUGUUUGUUUUGAACAACCCAGAUUAUUUAACAAUAUGUGAAUUAGAGAUAUUUGGUGAUAUAUACAAUGGCUGUUCAACACAGUACUUACCUGAAAUUAAUAUAAAGAAAGUGGUAGGUAAACGUUCCAGUUCACCAAAUUGUCCACCCUUACCAUAUGAAGUAACCAAUGUAUAUGAGUGUAUCCAUCAAUGUUUACAGAUGAACAACUGUAUCAGUUUUAAUUAUGGUCCUAAUUUAAUCAACACUGUUAAUUGUCAAUUAGUGAGAUGUUUUUCACACCCACAACAAGACUUUACUGUAGAUAGUGAUUGGAACUGGCGAUAUUUGUCACGUUAA
This is a messenger RNA of Lottia gigantea (owl limpet), 444 nucleotides long. RefSeq lists its product as hypothetical. NCBI's taxonomy places the organism in Eukaryota, Metazoa, Mollusca, Gastropoda, Lottiidae. The record is from RefSeq and is a predicted model, not a curated record. The transcript is spliced from 2 exons. Bases 1 to 444 code for a protein of 147 amino acids.